Molecule: messenger RNA, 1171 nt
Organism: Durio zibethinus
Lineage: Eukaryota; Viridiplantae; Streptophyta; Magnoliopsida; Malvales; Malvaceae
Source: RefSeq, a predicted model, not a curated record
GCUAUUUCAAGGUUUGGUUUUCUGGGUCAAAAGCCAAUACUUUUAGCCGAAGCGAGCCCUUUUGUUUAAUGGACAAGUACCUUCUUGCGACAAAACUGAAAACUGUAAGAUUCUCACUCGUAUGGAUAAAGUUUCCCGUUGGGAUUGGUUAUUGGGGCACAUCAAAUUUGAUCAGAAAGGACAACCAAUGCACAAUUUGUCCUACCUCAUUGAGUGUUAUAGCGAAGUUUCCUUUCGAAAAAAGUGCAUGUAAUAAUCGUCAGUGGAGAAAAAUGUGAAUCCGAAUAGCUUGAUUCGCUAAUCUUCAGUUUUCCUAGUCAUCGAACCCUUUGUCUCUUCUGCCUAAAGCAACACCCCAUCUUUUUCGUUUUAUCAUUUCCAUCUCCUCUCCGUAUAUUCAUUAUAGAUCAGAUUACAACCAAGUGAUUAGGGAACGAAAAAGAAGGGGAGAGGAAAGAUGACUGAUUGGGGGCCUGUUUUCGUGGCAGUGGUGCUUUUCAUACUGCUAACACCGGGGCUGCUGAUUCAGAUUCCAGGAAAAUCCCGCUGCAUAGAGUUUGGCAACUUUCAGACCAGUGGGCUAUCCAUCCUGGUGCAUUCCAUAAUUUACUUUGCACUUAUCUGUAUCUUCCUCUUAGCUGUGGGUGUGCACAUGUAUUCAAGGAACUUUCUUUUAAUGGCAGACUGGGCUCCUGUAGUUAUCGGGGUCGUGCUAUUUGUGUUGCUAUCACCAGGACUUUUGUUUUCAUUUCCAGGAAACAGCAAGCAGCUGGAGUUUGGGAGCAUGAAGACUAAUGGCAAGGCCAUUACUAUCCACACUCUUCUUUUCUUUGCCAUCUAUGCUGUUUUGAUCCUAGCUGCCCACCUCCAUAUCUACACUGGCUGAGAGCUUGGUGGCAUCUCCCUGCCGGUGAGAGUUGUGUUGUCGGUCUUUAUAUUCAAGAUCUGUGCUGGGUUUUACUUGGUUAAUCUUUGUAUUAGCUUGUUUCAGUUUUGAACCAAUGAAAUUUGUGGCACAGAUAUUUAUUUGCUAAUUUUUUUUUUUCAGUAGGAAAUAUUUCUCUUUUCCUCUCUUUCAAGAGAAGGGCUUUAAGAUCGGAACAUAAUUAUCUUUGUCCAAUUUCUAAACCUUGAUCAUCUGAAUUAAUUAAACGCAGGCGAUUUGUCAUUU